ACAACGACUUAUAGGGAUAAGUUAACCUGUGGCGGUUGUUUCAUAAAUAAUAAUAAACCGAUAACAAAAUCAAUUUUUGAGAAAAAAGAUCAGUAUAUUAAUUAAACUAGGAAAAUAAUUUGAAAUGACAUCAGAAAAGGAUCCUUUGGUCAGCGAAAGGUCCGGGGCAGUACGAGAAGUAGGAAAUAAUGCUAUUUGGAGUCUAUCCUCCUGCAAACCUGGCUUUGGUAUUGAUCAAUUAAGAGAUGAUUGCAUGGAUACCUAUUGGCAAUCUGAUGGUCAAUUGCCACAUUUAGUAAAUAUUCAAUUUCAACGGAAAACCAUGGUAUCACAUAUUUAUAUCUAUACAGACUAUAAACUUGAUGAAAGUUACACACCAAGUAGAAUUUCCAUCCGUGCUGGAACACAUUUUAACGAUCUACAGGAAAUUGAAGUUAUAGAAUUGAUAGAACCCAGUGGUUGGGAAAUGAUUCCUAUUAAGGAUCUUGAUGACAGCCCAAUACGGACUUUUAUGAUACAAAUAGCUAUUCUAAGCAAUCACCAAAAUGGACGUGAUACUCACAUGAGACAGAUAAAAAUUCAUUCUCCAUGUGAGCCAACAAAUUUGGACAUUUCCAAGUUCAGCAAAUUUACAACUGUUCAGUGCCAGCAAUAUGCAACAAUAAGAUGAAAUAACUACGCUUUUAAUUAAUUAAACUUGGAACAUGUA
Pieris rapae (cabbage white) is the source of this 709-nucleotide messenger RNA. RefSeq names its product anaphase-promoting complex subunit 10 (gene APC10). Gene Ontology annotation, cellular component: anaphase-promoting complex. Lineage: Eukaryota; Metazoa; Arthropoda; Insecta; Lepidoptera; Pieridae. The record is from RefSeq and is a predicted model, not a curated record. Gene Ontology annotation, biological process: protein K11-linked ubiquitination; anaphase-promoting complex-dependent catabolic process. Bases 125 to 670 code for a protein of 181 amino acids. The transcript has 3 exons.